GAACCUCUGUUAUGUCAAAAGGGUGAACCUUUUUAUCUCAAAUGAAGGAAUCUUUAUUAUCUUAAAUGUAGAACAUCGCAGUUUUGAGCUCCAGUCCUUUUAAAAUGGCGACGUCAUUUACUGUGGCUAUUCUGUUCAUCGCUUUGGUGGGAUAUACACGGCUUGCGGAAGCGGUGUCAGAGAACCCGACGGCAUCCCAAAUCCGCUUCCUGUUGGACGAAGAUGCGGCCCUCCGUCAAAAGCUACAAACGAGAAUCCAAGGUCUGCAGCAGAGUGUGUCGACCCUUAAUGCCAGUAUUGUCCCUUGCUCGUGCCCACUGCCCACAACCCCAGUGCCGCGGGCCCAAGUCGCAUACACCGGAACCCUCAAGUCCACCAUGUCGAGCCUGAACGCCGCCUCCGUCUUCAACUUCACUGGGGACCUUAUCAACGUCGGCGCACCCUUCACACCACAUGAUGCGCAUUUCGUCGCCCCCGUAUCGGGUAUUUACGGAUUCUCCUUAGCGACGUACAUGACCCCGGGGCGUUACGUCUUAAUGGAUUUGGUCAGGGAAAACACGCCAAUUCUGCAUGUGAAAAACGGACACUAUUCGGGUCGACAAGUAAUCAUGGGAACGAAUUUUGUUCUCGCAAACUUGACGAAGGGCGAACACGUUUGGCCGAAAUACACUGGGGGUUCUGCAUAUCUUUUCGGCGAAGGCGUUUCUACUUUCUCUGGAUUUUUGUUGUACGAAUUGUAAUUUAGUACGCAAAAAAUGAAAUAAAGUUUCAAACCAUUUAA
Mya arenaria is the source of this 781-nucleotide messenger RNA. RefSeq names its product complement C1q tumor necrosis factor-related protein 3-like. The transcript is spliced from 2 exons. Bases 105 to 740 code for a protein of 211 amino acids. Lineage: Eukaryota; Metazoa; Mollusca; Bivalvia; Myida; Myidae. Gene Ontology annotation, molecular function: protein binding. The record is from RefSeq and is a predicted model, not a curated record.